This is a messenger RNA of Protopolystoma xenopodis, 330 nucleotides long. The record is from the annotation of a GenBank genome assembly. Lineage: Eukaryota; Metazoa; Platyhelminthes; Monogenea; Polystomatidea; Polystomatidae.
AUGGUCGAAUGAAUUCAUGCCAAAGGGGCUCAACAGAGAUUCGCCAUUCCUCCCAAAGAUGUUGGGCUUAGACCCAAAAUACGUCAUUGUCGGAGCCAACGCAAGGGUGUUCCUGUGCAAGAAAGUGAUUCAUCAGGCAGAGCUGAAUCUGCUAACUCAGGACAACAUUUACCAACGUGCAGAUCAAUAGCUCGCAGAUGGAGUCUCUCCUUCGAUGAGGCUUUUCCGUUAUCAAUGUCUGGUCCUGUCUGUCUCAAUUCUCCGGGCUCCUUAGGCAAACAGACAGAUCAGUCUACUGAAGAAAAAGAAAGGUUCGUCUACUAUUUGUAA